AUCCGGCGGAGAGCAGCAGACUGGGAUAAGUGUGUGACAAAGAGAGCGGCGGGCAGACACAUCCUCUAUCUAAUACAUUGUAUCAGCCACACAGCAACAUGUCUAUAGGUAGCAAUUUCACCAGACUACUGAAGAAGCAAGUGAGUAAUAUUAACUCCCAGAAGAAAUGGACCCACUCUGUGGCUGUGAUAGGAGCUCCAUUUUCAAAAGGCCAGAAAAAGAGAGGCGUGGAACACGGACCCACGGCGAUAAGAAAUGCUGGACUCUUGGAAAGGCUUUCCAAAAUAGGAUGCAGCGUAUACGAUGUUGGAGAUCUGAAAUUUGCCCAUGUUCCUAAUGACGAACUCUACAAUAACGUUGUUAAACAUCCUCGCACAGUUGGGCUUGCCUGUCAAGUAUUGGCUGAUGCAGUAAGCAGGGCAGUUGGAGCAGGACAUACCUGUAUAACCCUGGGAGGAGAUCACAGCUUGGCACUGGGGUCAAUCACAGGUCAUGCCCAACAUUGCCCAGACUUGUGCGUAAUUUGGGUGGAUGCUCAUGCCGAUAUCAACACCCCUCUGACGAGCAAAUCAGGGAGUCUUCAUGGUCAGCCAGUGUCAUUUCUACUGAGGGAGCUGCAGGAUAAGAUGCCAAUAAUCCCUGGAUUCGCUUGGGCUAAACCAUGUCUUUCUAGGUCUGACAUUAUAUACAUCGGUUUGCGUGAUCUUGACCCAGCUGAGCAGUUUAUUCUGAAGAAAUACAAUAUCAGCUAUUAUUCAAUGAGACACAUUGAUUGCAUGGGAAUCCAUAAAGUUAUGGAGAGAACAUUUGAUCAACUACUGGGCAGGAGACAGAGGCCGAUUCAUCUAAGCUUUGACAUUGAUGCUUUUGACCCAACGUUGGCUCCAUCUACAGGAACCCCAGUCCUAGGAGGACUAACCUACAGAGAAGGUGUCUACAUCACCGAGGAAAUACACAACACAGGUAUGCUGUCAGGUAUGGAUCUUGUAGAAGUCAAUCCAUUACUUGGUGCCACCUCUGAUGAAGUCAAAGCAACUUCAAAUCUUGCUGUAGAUGUAAUCGCUUCAUGUCUUGGGGAUACAAGAGACGGUGCUCACAUGAUUAUAGAUGAUCUGCCUACACCUAGUACAACGUACGAAUCUGACAAUGAAGAACAAGUGAGAAUUUAGCCUCAGUCAACGUGACACUCCUUGUUCAUUCCAGGACUCUGAUUCAGCACUGAAGGGUGGACCUAAUUUGACAGAGAAUGCUCUGUUUUGCAAUUUGUUUUUUGACCAAUGACUGUCUUUAAUGCGAACUCGAACUGCAAGUAGCAGAUUAACUUUGGACUAUCUUGUAAACUGUGGGACAUUAGAAUGGCUGACCCUAUAACAUUUAAACUGUAUGCAUUUUACUGUUUGGGAUUAUUUUAACCAAUGGUUGGCAUUGAUAGUUCUGUGUGCUGUGGUGUCUGAUGGCAUCUUAAAUGGAGGUAGCCACACUGUGUAAUGUUUUACCAAGUCGUGGAAGACCUCUUGUUUGCAUGACUUGAGUUGUCAUGGACUACAGAAGUGGAGGCUAAAUUGUCCUACAGACAUUUACUAUUUUUGUAACUGGAUCCUACUAAAGUCUAUCAGGUAACUCUAUAUGUAGAGCCUGCUUAGACAUAUUGUAUAUUGGUUUAAGCGCUGAAUUUCUUAUUUGAGGGCAUAAUCUAGCUAUCAUUGUCAAGUCUGCAGACUUGCUGCCAACUUUACGGAGGUUUACGGUUUACGUAUGGCUCCCAUGCUAUCUGAACAUUUCGCAAUUUGAUACAUUUAUAUACAUAUUUGCAUAAUUAAUUUAAUAGCUAAUCAUUGCCCAACAUAAACAUGGUAUAUGCCCAUCUCAUCAAUGAAACACUGGCUCUACAGCUGGCAAAAGAAAUAUAUAUGAAAUCUUAAACAUUGUGUGUAGGGUUGUGGAAAUCUUCAAACUUUAUGCUAGGUUAUAUUUAUGCAGUGUUUUUGAUUCUUUUAUUUUAUUUAUUUUAAAUUCCUAUCUUAUAUUGGGGAAGAUUUAUUUAUCAAGACAAAAACAGGUUCUAUUAUGGGGCCAAAUAAAGAGCUCACUAAGGGGCAAUACAAUGUACAAUUUAGCACUUUGCAUCCAGAAUAGCACCUGUUUUUCCUUGAUAUAGCGCCAACAUUGUCUCUUCCAAUAGGUCACAACUAACUCACUGAAUAGAUGUCAAACUUUAAGUGUUUGUUUUGUGUUUUUUUUUUUAUUCCGCAUAUUGUUACAUUAGAUAAUAUUGUGCAGACAAUUUCUAUUUUUUAUAAUUUAAAACUGGAUCCUAAUUUGAUUACAUUAUUUUAGCAGGCCUCUUGUAAGAUGUUAUUUCUAGCAUUAAUAACUUCUUACAAUAAUAUCUUUUUUUAACAGCAUGUAAAGAAAAUAGAUGAUAGAUUACCAUUUUAAUUGACAAUUUAACAAAAAAAGAUUUAAACAUCUGUUUAAAUAUGCAUAAACGCCAAUAAAAUUGGAUUAUUUUU
This is a messenger RNA of Pelobates fuscus (common spadefoot toad), 2513 nucleotides long. It is a transcript of the gene ARG2, whose product is annotated as arginase 2. The record is from RefSeq and is a predicted model, not a curated record. Gene Ontology annotation, molecular function: manganese ion binding; arginase activity. The transcript has 8 exons. Bases 99 to 1169 code for a protein of 356 amino acids. Lineage: Eukaryota; Metazoa; Chordata; Amphibia; Anura; Pelobatidae. Gene Ontology annotation, cellular component: mitochondrion; cytoplasm.